This is a messenger RNA of Topomyia yanbarensis, 1377 nucleotides long. RefSeq names its product platelet glycoprotein V-like. The coding region runs from base 141 to 1337 and encodes 398 amino acids. NCBI's taxonomy places the organism in Eukaryota, Metazoa, Arthropoda, Insecta, Diptera, Culicidae. Gene Ontology annotation, molecular function: protein binding. The record is from RefSeq and is a predicted model, not a curated record. The transcript is spliced from 2 exons.
CAUCCGUGCCAUUCGCUCUAGAUCUGUCAAUGCCUUGCUGACCCUUUCCGACCAAGAUCCCUAUUUGCUUAUCAGCGCACCACAGUCUGACAGCACGUUGCGAAAGUGAAUCUCAAAUCGAUUGUCCUACUCGGAACGGAAUGGCGUCUUUACGAGUGCUGCUGCUAUCGGUUCUACUUACCCAGCUUGGAACGACAUUCACUCAACAGAUCUACGAGUGUGAUGAAUCAUCAUCUUCGAACGGCAUUUGCGUUUUAAAAGAUGUUCAACUUCCAUCUCCGGAUGAUAUCAACUCGAUCGAGCUACCUGCCGAACAGUCGGUAGUUCAGUUCAUCAACGGUAACAUUCCCGACUUUGGACAACCGAUCUACGGACAGCUGGAAAUCACAACCAACCUCACGAUCACCAGAUCGGCACUGAAGAAGCUCUUUGUCGGUUCACUGCUAGUGCACCUCAAUGCCAGUUGGAACUCGUUAACUCGACUGGAUCGCGCUUCCAACGAAGACUACAGCAAUCUGAAGGUGCUCGUCCUAUCGCACAACUCGUUCGACCGUGUUCCAAACGUCAAAGACUUUGUCGCUAUCGAAUGGCUUGAUUUGUCGCAUAAUGAGCUAGAUUUCAUAAAUCUGGAUAUUUUCGGCCGCUUGCAGAAGCUGAAGCUGUUGGACUUAACAUCCAAUAAGAUCCGUUCCCUGGAUACGGAGAAAGGAUUCCGACUACCGAGCUUGACUGAAUUCCGUCUAGCCGAUAAUCAACUGCUCGAACUGGACCUCACUAAUUGGUCCCUACAGAAUUUGGCCAAACUGGACGUCAGCUCCAAUCUACUUCUGUACAUGAACGGAGCUGACCUGAACGGUUCCCUCUCGAAACUAACCCAACUCGGCUUAGCCGGAAACCAAUGGAACUGUCGAGCUCUAGCUAAACUCAUCGAAUCCCUACAGAAAAGCUCAAUAUCCGUCACCGGAGCAAGUGUCCCCUGUCCCGCCAACUACACCACCAUUCAGGGCGUCUGCUGUCUGGACAGUUACGUCAGUUACGUAGCACUACAAUCCCAGUGGGACAUCCGGAAGCUGCAGCGUGAGAUGCGAACGAUGAAUGAAACAUUGGUGCAAAAGUUGGCCGCGGUUCGGGGCGAGCAGGGUUCCCAGAUUGCGUUGUUGGAGCGUAAGCUGUCCACCCAGGAGAAGAGGAUGGUUCGGAUGAAGCAGCACCUGCUGACGAUGGCACGGAUGAUCGAGGAUCUGAUUGAGGAGUUGUACCUACGGGAGAAGGAAGCGGAAAGUGUGUACGCACAAACCAAACAGCACGGUGGCGCGUCGGUGCGGAUUGUUUUUUAAAUUUGCAUUUUAAUAAAAUUUGUACAUGGGUUUUAAUCGA